AUGGGCUCUCAUCCAAACUCGAGCGAACACAUCCUCAUCACAGGAGCUGGUGGAUUCAUUGGUCAGGAACUCUCCAAUGCUCUCCUAUUGUCGGACCCGAGCAUUCAAUUGACACUCGCGGAUGUUUUCGAACCACCAAGUCCAAAUGCAUCUCGCACCGCAUCCGUCAAGGCAGAUCUCACAACCCAGGCAGCCGUAGACUCAUUACUGUCUAGCCAGCAAUGGAGCACGUGCUAUCUUCUCCAUGGGAUCAUGUCCGGAGGAGCUGAAGCAAACCUCGAUCUAGGGCUUGCCGUCAACGUCGACUCUCACCGACUCACACUGGACUACCUGCGAAAACAGCAGCCAGGCGUUGUUGUCGUCUUCCCUUCUUCCUUAGCCGUUUACGGCCCUCCAGAUUCGCCGGAUCAGCAGUACGAUGAGAAGACUAUCCCGAUACCACAGUCUUCCUAUGGUGCGGAGAAGCUUAUCGUCGAGACACUGGUGAACGACUACUCACGCCGUGGGCUCAUCGAUGGACGCGUUGUCAGACUACCUACUGUCAUCGUGCGGCCUGGUGCACCUUCAGCCGCGGCGUCAAGUUUCGCAUCAGGGAUUGUUAGGGAGCCACUGAAGGGCGUGCAGUCAACUCUUCCCGUUAGCAAAGACCUUGCCAUGUGGGUUUGCUCGCCCAAGACAGUGGUCAAGAAUUUGGUCGCCAUGAAGGAUGUUCCCAAAGAGAAAUUCGCGAAGAACCGAGGGCGUGUGGUAAAUCUACCGGGACAAACAGUCACCGUACGUCAGAUACUAGAAGCGUUGGGCGAAGUUGGUGGUGAGAAAGCAUUGAAGCUCGUGGAGGAGAAGCAUGACCCGAAAGUGGAGGCUAUUGUUGCUAGUUGGCCGGCGAGGUUCGAUAUCUCACUUGCACAAGGAUUGGGUAUGAAGGAGGAUAUCAGUCUGAAAGAAGAGGUGCAGAGCUUCGCAGCGAGUCUCAAGUCAGAAGCUUAG
This is a messenger RNA of Paraphaeosphaeria sporulosa, 987 nucleotides long. RefSeq names its product NAD(P)-binding protein. The record is from RefSeq and is a predicted model, not a curated record. NCBI's taxonomy places the organism in Eukaryota, Fungi, Ascomycota, Dothideomycetes, Pleosporales, Didymosphaeriaceae. The transcript has a single exon. Bases 1 to 987 code for a protein of 328 amino acids.